Maylandia zebra (zebra mbuna) is the source of this 3077-nucleotide messenger RNA. It is a transcript of the gene bace2, whose product is annotated as beta-secretase 2. Gene Ontology annotation, cellular component: endosome; trans-Golgi network; plasma membrane. The record is from RefSeq and is a predicted model, not a curated record. Gene Ontology annotation, molecular function: aspartic-type endopeptidase activity. Gene Ontology annotation, biological process: amyloid-beta metabolic process; membrane protein ectodomain proteolysis. NCBI's taxonomy places the organism in Eukaryota, Metazoa, Chordata, Actinopteri, Cichliformes, Cichlidae.
AAAAAACUAACAUGGCAUACUCAACUUUCGUUUCGUUUGUGGCAUUUGCUUUGAGUUUGUACUUCGGAGUGUCCUAUUGUUACUUUUCCAUACCGCUGAAAAUAUACCCAGGGAAGUACAACGUCUCAUCGGAUGUGAAUUUGACGUCUCUUCGGAGAGUAGCGUUAAAGUCUGAUGGAAGCGGUCUCUCUCUGGCCUCUGAUCCCGGUACCGUGAACUUUCUGGACAUGGUGAAUAAUUUGCAAGGAGACUCUGGGAGAGGCUACUACAUAGAAAUGUCAAUCGGUACUCCUGGUCAAAAGCUGAACAUCCUGGUGGAUACGGGUAGCAGUAACUUUGCCGUGGCUGCAGCUCCACACCAAUUUAUUACUCAUUACUUCAACACUGCACUUUCCAGUACCUACCGUUCAACCGGUCGCACUGUAGCUGUAAGGUACACCCAAGGCAACUGGGAAGGUGAGCUGGGAAUAGACAGCGUCUCUAUUCCCAGAGGCCCAAACGGGACCAUCAACAUCAACAUCGCCGCCAUCCUGUCUUCUGAUGGCUUCUUCCUCCCUGGGAUCAACUGGCAAGGCAUCCUGGGAUUGGCCUAUCCUGUGCUGGCACGGCCUGACUCGUCCGUGGAGCUCUUCAACUCCGUGGUGAGACAGCUGGGAAUUCCUGACGUCUUUUCCCUCCAGAUGUGUGGUGCUGGACUGUCAGCCGGCAGCGAAACAGACACUACGGGCGGCAGUCUUAUAAUGGGUGGGGCUGAACCAAGUCUGUAUCGAGGCUCAGUGUGGUACACCCCUAUAAUAGAAGAGUGGUACUACCAGGUGGAGGUGUUGAAGCUGGAGGUGGGAGACCAGAAUCUGAAUCUGGACUGCAGAGAGUAUAACAUGGAUAAAGCUAUAGUCGACAGUGGGACGACUCUGCUGCGACUUCCUGUCAACGUCUUCAAUGCAUUGGUAGAAGCCAUCAUACGCAGCUCUCUGAUCGAGGAGUUUUCUUCAGGGUUCUGGGAAGGCACCAAGUUAGCAUGUUGGAUGAAGGGAGAGAACCCCUGGAGGUUUUUCCCUAAGCUGUCCAUCUACCUGAGGGCCACGAACACCAGCGAGUCGUUCCGCGUCACCAUUCUGCCUCAGCUUUACAUCCAGCCAAUCACGGAUGUUGACGGCACGCUGGACUGCUUCCGUUUCGGGGUGUCGUCGUCAACAAAUGGCAUGGUGAUCGGCGCCACUGUUAUGGAAGGCUUCUAUGUAGUGUUUGACCGCACUCAGCGGAGACUGGGCUUCGCACUCAGCAGCUGUGCAGUGAGCGAUGGGGUGGCUCUGUCAGAGAUCGAGGGACCCUUCUCUGCAGCGGACGUGGCGGCCGACUGCUCUGGCGGCCCACUGAAGGAGCCUCUUGUGUGGAUGAUAUCUUACGCCCUGAUGGCAGUCUGCGCGUUGGCCCUCCUCAUCCUGCUGCUCAUGCUCAUCCUGCCCUGCAGAUGCGGAAACCGGAACGGUGAGAUCACGGACGAGUCCUCGCUGGUACGACACCGCAUCAAAUGACUGAGAGGGCAAAGUAGAGCGAACCCGGGGAAGGGACAGUCGGACAGUGAGCAGAGCGCCUCCACGAGAGGCUGCACCGACCAAUGACACUUGACUUAGGAUUUUUAGACUGGACUCAUCAGCUUGGCCCACAGAGGCAGUCGCACAGACAGAUCAACUGCCUCUGAAGGGGAAAAAUCCCCAGAACAAUUCUUUAAAAAAACAGCUGUUGGUGGUGAAUUUGUAUUUUCUUGUUGGUUUUUUUGUGGUCGUGGCCUCUCUUUGACGAUGAUAGUUUGCUAAUGUUAUGCUUAUGUUGCCUUAAUCCACCUACAGAGGCUGGUGGAGGCACUCAAAUCAUAACUGGGCUUGUUCUAAUUAAAACUGCUAAAGGUAUUCUGAGAAAUCUAGAACUUCAAUAACACUAGAAGAUUAAAAUUAAAAAUUUUAAAGCAGUUAAUAAGUAUACACACACUAACCAUCACAGCAAAGAACAGCUCAGCGGUGCAGACAAUCACAGCACAUCCAGAAGGAAGGAUAAUAACACUGAUAUCAUCUCCAUGCAAAAGGUGUUUUCUAGGUUUCUAAGCCUUAUAAACCAAAAGUGCCUUCGUUUUUGGUUUUUUUGUUUGUUUGUUUGUUUGUUUGUUUUUGGGGGGGGGGGGUUCAAUCUAAUGCCAACAACGGGAUCUAUUUCUUGGAUCUAUUUUGAAGUUUUCCACUCGUCUGUGGAGUCAAAUGAUUACCCAGAGAUAUUACAUAAAAAAUAAACUAAUUAAAGUAAAGCUGCUCACUGGUAAUAGGAAGAAUAUGAAAAGUUAGACUUGUGUUUACAGCGCCUGUAGUGCCUCUGUGGUCUCGGCUCUCUGCUAGAACAGUAUCAGCAGUUUGGGACUUACUCUGCUGAAUUGCACUUCCAAAGUCGAUCAAAGUGUUAUAUAAAACGAAAGAUCAAUAUUUCUCCUUCUGUAAUGUAGUUUAUUAUUUUAAUGUAGCUAUACCCAUUCUGUAUACCCUCAGCUUUAUAUUUAAGUCUCUUUGAAUGUGAUUGUAUCAUCAUCAUCAUCAUCAUUAUUAUUAUUAUUAUUAUUAUUAUUAUUAUUAUUAUAAUUAUUCCAGAUCUUUGCUUUCUGAGACUAGAAUUCAAAGGGUGUUUAUACUGCACAUUUUAUACAAAUCAUAUACAGAAACACUUCAGCAUUGAUUUCCUUUGUUACUUGUGAGCUUCAGUUAACGUUCUAGCAAAGCAGACAUUCCUGUUAGCAGUAAAAAAGAGAUAAAGAAUCAACUUAUUGAAUGUCAUUUUGCAGUCUGUUCGCACCAGUGAAAUAAGGUCCAUACACAGUCCACAGAAGAUGCUGCGCCACAGUUCAGCCUCAUUCAGCUUCCUGUAAUCUGACCCAAGCUGCACUAACAUGUCGGAAAAAAUGUCAAUUUGUGAGACUGUUUCACUGAAAGCACACUUGAAUCUAAAACUGCUCGCUUAUUUAUGAGUGUAUUUUUUCUGUGCCAAAAAUUGUAAACUGUGUUGUAAAUAAAACAACUUGUGACAAAUCAAAGACA